Mya arenaria is the source of this 1041-nucleotide messenger RNA. RefSeq lists its product as uncharacterized. The record is from RefSeq and is a predicted model, not a curated record. Bases 1 to 933 code for a protein of 310 amino acids. The transcript is spliced from 7 exons. Gene Ontology annotation, molecular function: metallopeptidase activity. NCBI's taxonomy places the organism in Eukaryota, Metazoa, Mollusca, Bivalvia, Myida, Myidae.
AUGGCAACAACACUUUUCGAUGUUGGAUGCAUUCCACCGCCGGUGCCAGAAUACUUGGCGUGGGACCCCGUCGGCGUUGUGAUUCCAGUUAAUUCGACUGACCAACAUCCCUCCCUACAACGGCUAUUGCGUGCCUCCUACAAGACACGAUAUGUGAGCAAGAAUGCCGUCAACCAUAACGACCCUGGGGGCUACAGGAUCAGGGUUGACGCCACAACCCAUGUCAGCGACCAUGCCCUAAAUACGGGCGCUGAAAUAAUCCAUCGUAUGACGAGUCACAUGUCGAGCGCCACAUUCAACCGCCUUGCCUCCCAUGCUACUGUUGGUAUUUUCACAUCCUGGGAGCAUAUAACUAUCUUCCCCGAAUAUUACAGCGUCGCCAACCCGGCCGGAUGCUGUGAACAAGACCAUGCGUGUUGUGCCGGGCAGUGCAGUGCGUCGUGUACGUUUGACGGCCGGAAGUACUUCAAACUGGCGGGAGCAGGGGGCCAGCGGACCGGAAUCCUAGACGACAACAUCCUGUGUAACGACAAUGACCCAUACCGUUACGGCAGAUCCAACAUUCUCGUCCACGAGUUUGCUCACACGGUUAAACUCUACGGACUGGCUGGAUGGAUGCUCACUAGAAUAACAAACGCAUUUAAAGCUGCUCAGGGGAAUCACGCCUGGGCGCCAGGACAGUACGCCAUGCAGACGGAAGAGGAGUACUUUGCCGUCGGGAGCAGCGUCUUCAUGAACGCCGAUCGACGCGGGCCAAACGCCAAUGUGAAUGGAAUUCAGAUGAACGUAUGUGGUUCCACGGCGUGCAGUACUGAGUACGCCGGUAAGACCAACAUCUAUAACCACGACAUUACGCUCUAUUCUAUACUGAGGGAAGUGUAUGGAAACAACCAAGACGUGAACUUCAACCUUUCACCGUGUGUCCACAUAUAAUCCAAUCACUAAGCGCUUGUGGUUAAACACCUAUUUGCAAUGGAUCACUUUGAUUGAUUUAUUUUGUUUAUGAUCACGUUGAUUAAAUAUCGGUUUCCUCUGAUUAAA